GUUACGCGGCAGUGUUUGAUUUUGAUCAAAAUAAUAUUCCUUAUCUAUAUUUACACGUUGUUUUAUCAUUCUGAUGUAACAGCAAUAAUCUUUCUAUCGGAAACCCAUUCAGAAACCAAUAAUACGUAUUAAGUAUUACGUAUAGGUUGUAUUUGUUAUCAUUAGAGUGUGCACCGGCGUGUAACUUUCAAAAUGGUGAAAGCAGUGGCAGUGUUGACCAUCAGUGACACUUGCUUCAAAGACAACUCCAAGGACACCUCAGGCCCUGCACUAGCUGCUUUUGCAAAGGAGUUAUUCCCUAAAGCCAACUUGCACAAAAUAAUCAUCCCGGAUGAAAGGGAGAUAAUUGAAAAAGAGCUGAAGUACUUCUGUGACGAAGCUCACGUGAACCUCGUUUUGACAACGGGAGGGACUGGGUUUAGCUCUAGGGAUGUGACUCCUGAGGCUUCUAAGGCUGUGAUUCACAGAGAGGCACCAGCUAUAAUAGCGGCUAUAACUCAGGCGAGUCUAGAGAAGACUCCAAUGGCAAUGUUAUCAAGAGCUGUAGCCGGUUUAAGAGACAGAACUCUAAUCAUAAAUUUUCCAGGCAGCAAGAAGGCUGUUACCGAAUGUUUUGCUGUUGUCAAACCAGUUCUGUCCCAUGCUCUAGCUCUGAUCAAUGAUGAGUUACAGGAAGUAAGAACUAUCCAUGACUCGAUGCAGUUCAACACCUGUUCUCAUGGGCAUAAAACUAGUAGUGUACAAUUAGGUAAAGUAGCAUUCAGAGCCCGAGAAUCCCCGUUCCCCAUGUUAGAGAUGAAGGAUGCGUUCCAAGCGGUGGAUAAUGUGAUGCGAGGCUGGGUGCAUGUUUUGGAGAUAGUUCCCAUUGAGAAAGCUGUGGGCAGAGUGGUGGCAGAGUCUUUGUGUACUAAGGAACCUAUGCCACCGUUUCCAGCAUCAGUUAAGGAUGGUUACGCAGUUCUAAGUUGCGACGGAGCCGGCGUCCGCAAAGUUCGUGCUGCGCUGACGGCGGGCGAAGCGCCAACUGCGCCGUUAGCGCCUGGAGAGUGCGCUCGAGUUAAUACCGGCGCUGCGUUGCCCGCUGGAGCGGAUGCUGUCGUGCAGGUGGAAGACACUAAAUUAGUGUCAGCGUCAGAAGAUGGCGACACUGAGUUGGAAGUGGAGAUCAUGGUGGCGCCGACGCCAGGGCAAGACGUUAGGCCCAUCGGCUUUGACAUACCCAUGGGAGCUGAACUCGUUAAAAAAGGAUCUGUUCUGGAUGCGGGGCACAUUGGAAUUCUGGCAGGAGCUGGUCUCCUGAAUAUUACUGUUAAAGGACACCCGAAAGUGGCGCUGUUGUCGACGGGCAAUGAACUGCAGGAACCCUCGGAGGCUAAACUAAAGCCCGCACACAUAAGGGACUCCAAUAGGACUAUGCUCAGGGUUUUACUCAGAGAACACGGUUACGACACCAUAGACUGCGGCAUCGCCAAAGACGAGCCGGCGCAGCUCGCCACCGCGCUGGCGGGCGCCAUGGCCCGCGCUGACGUCAUUGUGUGCUCAGGAGGCGUCUCCAUGGGAGAGAGGGACCUACUCAAGCCGGUCCUCCUCAAGGAUUUCGGAGCGACGCUGCACUUCGGGCGCGUACGCAUGAAGCCGGGAAAACCCAGUACCUUCGCCACCUGCCAGUUCAACGGACGCACCAAAUACAUCUUCGCUCUCCCUGGUAACCCGGUAUCAGCAUACGUAUGUUGCCUGUUGUUCGUAAUUCGAGCCCUCAAGGUGUGCAGCGGUCGCAAUCCCGAGUGGCCGCGACUGCGCGUGCGAUUGUCGCACGCGGCUAAGUUGGACCCGCGGCCCGAGUACGCGCGCGCUGCGCUCGCCUACCCGACUGACAACGACAUACCCACCGCCACGCUGCUCGGAAGCCAGGGUAUGUAGGCAGCGACUGCGCGUGCGA
Messenger RNA from Leguminivora glycinivorella, 1939 nucleotides. It is a transcript of the gene cin, whose product is annotated as gephyrin. The coding region runs from base 193 to 1920 and encodes 575 amino acids. The transcript has 10 exons. Gene Ontology annotation, cellular component: postsynaptic membrane; cytoplasm; dendrite. Gene Ontology annotation, biological process: glycine receptor clustering; establishment of synaptic specificity at neuromuscular junction; molybdenum incorporation into molybdenum-molybdopterin complex. Lineage: Eukaryota; Metazoa; Arthropoda; Insecta; Lepidoptera; Tortricidae. The record is from RefSeq and is a predicted model, not a curated record. Gene Ontology annotation, molecular function: molybdopterin molybdotransferase activity.